Saxophila tyrrhenica is the source of this 594-nucleotide messenger RNA. RefSeq lists its product as uncharacterized. The transcript is spliced from 3 exons. The coding region runs from base 1 to 594 and encodes 197 amino acids. NCBI's taxonomy places the organism in Eukaryota, Fungi, Ascomycota, Dothideomycetes, Mycosphaerellales, Extremaceae. The record is from RefSeq and is a predicted model, not a curated record.
AUGCUUCUCCCCACUCUCCUCACCACCCUGGCCCUCUCCACCCUCACAGCCGCCCACUUCGUCCUCCUCUACCCCCCCUCCUCCGGCUUCGACGAAGACACUGAACCCACCUCCCCCUGCGGCGGCUUCACCCCCUCCUCCUUCGCGUCCGCCCCCUCACUCCAAGUCGACCGCUUCCAAACCCUCAUCCAAAACGUCCACCCCAUGGGCGAGUGGAGUUUCCGCGGCACUGUCGCUACUGAAGCGCCGUGGAAUUUCACCGAGAUCGUGCCGGUGGUGAAGACGACGGGGGUGGUGGAUAAUUCGCCGGAUGGGAUUCUGUACCAGUGCGCCGCUGUGCAGUGGGUCGCAGGAUCGAACAACACGGUCGGAUCCGCGUGUACGAAUUCCAGCUCGAAUUUUGAGGCUUCGUGGACGACGUUGGAGGGGUUCAAGGGCGAGGAUGGUGGAUCGUCGUCGGGUACCAGUGCUUCGCCAUCGUCGGCGACGGCUGGUGGUGCCUCGUCGAGUUCUACGGGAGCUGCGCCGGUGGCGACGGGUGUCGGAGGCUUGCUGGGCGCUGGGUUGAUUGCGGUGGCUGGACUGGCGUUGUAA